Messenger RNA from Pseudomassariella vexata, 1434 nucleotides. RefSeq names its product major facilitator superfamily domain-containing protein. Bases 1 to 1434 code for a protein of 477 amino acids. Gene Ontology annotation, biological process: transmembrane transport. Lineage: Eukaryota; Fungi; Ascomycota; Sordariomycetes; Amphisphaeriales; Pseudomassariaceae. The record is from RefSeq and is a predicted model, not a curated record. Gene Ontology annotation, cellular component: membrane. The transcript has 5 exons. Gene Ontology annotation, molecular function: transmembrane transporter activity.
AUGGAUCCCGAGAAGACCAGCAACGGCCAGAGGGCCGGAGAGGCGCCCGAGAAGUACUCUGUCUUCACCCCAGCCGAAAAGUGGUGCAUCACCGCCAUGGUGGCAUAUGCCGCUUCGUUUUCGACCUUGAGCAGCUUCAUUUACUACCCGGUCUUGGAACAAUUGUCACAAAGCCUGGCUGUUUCAAUCGAUCAAAUCAAUCUGACCAUUACUUCGUACAUGGCAGUCGCGACAGUAGCGCCAACCUUGCUUGGUGACGCGGCUGACGUACUGGGCCGACGACCCACGUACGUGGUUGCUUUGAGUCUGUAUGUCUCGUAUAUAUCGCUUGUUGCUCUUCGUGUAAUGCAGGCACUGACAAUCUCCGGCGUCUUCUCGAUUGCGUACGGCGUGGUUACUUAUAUCGCUUCUCCGGCAGAAAGAGGAUCAUUUGUUGGUGCCGUAUCUUUUGCCUCAACUCCGUUGGCCAGCGUGACGAUCGCGCCAAGUCUGGGUCCGAUAUUAGGGGGAGGUUUAGCCUAUGCCGCUGGUUGGACCUGGAUCUUCUGGUUCCUGGGCAUUGCCGCAUCGUUAUGCUUGGCGAUCAUAGUCUGCUUUUUGCCAGAGACUUCUCGAAACCUCGUGGGGAACGGUUCAAUCAGACCGUCGAAGCACUUGCAACUACCAAUUCCCGGACUUAUGUGUCACUGGAAGGAAAGCGACGUUGUGGCAAGCCAUAGGUGGCGACUGCCUAACCCUCUCAGAUCCCUGAAGAUACUAAUCCGCAAGGACAAUAUCAUCAUCAUUCUCGCCUGCGGCAUUCUCUACGUGGUCUACACCUGCAUUUGCGCUUCGCUUUCCGUGUUGUUCAUAAACAUCUAUGAGCUAAACCAGUUCCAAGCAGGUCUCAUAUACAUGCCGUUCGGCGUCGGUGGGACUCUUUCAACUUUCUUCUGUGGGCCGCUGCUGAACAAGGCAUACCGUAAAGCCAGGACGGAGCACGGCCUUGCUACAGACAUUACAGCUGGAGAUGACCUAGAUAAAUUUCCCAUUGAGAAGGCUCGUCUGACUGUGAUAUGGAUACCUAUGCUCGUAACCACAUUGUCUGUCGUGGCUUUUGGCUGGGUGUUGCAUUUUCACCAGGUGCGCAUUGUCUUGUGUUCGCAGGUUCCCCAUGACUCGUUAGCUCAUAUAGUCCAGCAUAUCGCAAUUCCGCUCUGUAUCCAGUUCAUUGCCGGUCUCGCCAUGCAACUCGAUUUCAGUAUCUAUAAUACUCUUCUAGUAGACAAAAACCAUCGAACACCAGCAGCUGCUCAAGCUUCUAGUAAAAUAGUCCGUUUUGCACUAGCAGCUAUUGCAACGGUGUUUUUACAGGACUUAAUAGACACGUUAGGCAUCGGUGGGACAUCUACACUCAUGGGGGGCUGUGCCUUGUUAUCACCAGCUUGUUUUUAG